Molecule: messenger RNA, 954 nt
Organism: Desarmillaria tabescens
Lineage: Eukaryota; Fungi; Basidiomycota; Agaricomycetes; Agaricales; Physalacriaceae
Exons: 5
Coding region: 1-954 (317 amino acids)
Source: RefSeq, a predicted model, not a curated record
AUGACGCUCUGCCCACACCUUUUUAGAAGGCUGUCGCCACGCUGGCCCUGCCUCUUCCCCAAGUCCCCUGCCACCCCUCAAAAGUCUUCCAGAACAGCACUCUUCAACGUCUUUCCCAAGAAUGAACCGCACCGCAAGGUCGAUCUCGAGACCCAAGAACGCUGGGCCCGGCCUCUUGUCCCUGCAUACCAUACUGCUCGCGGGCAUGGGCAAGCCAUCCUUGAUGCGUUUCUCAACGGUCUUUUUAUUGCGUAUCAUGGUCGUUUUGGUUGCUCACUCGGUGCGCCGGUCAAUUGCAGGGAUGCAGCAUCCAUCAAAAAAUGGAAGCAGCGAUCGAUAGACGCUCUCGCUAGGUUGAUGUUCACUGUCUACCGCUGCGACAGCCUCACGUUUGCCCAAUCUGCGCCAUCAGAGAACAAGAUGCCGAAUGUACAGACACCCAAGAUUGACCUCGAAUCUUCCACCCAGGACCUCCACAAACUAUUGGCAGAUUUUCCUCCCUCAUCGCCUCCAAGCGCGCCGGAGGACACUCCAUUGUCCAGCUCCAGUCCAUUGAAGAUGUCUUGCGACUCAUCGAUACCUCCGACUCUUACAUCAAGCAGUGAUACCACAACGUCAGACAAUGAACCGGGAACUCCGGAGCUCCCAACGUUGCAGGAGCUUUUGGGCCAGAGAAAGGCGAGCCCCAUUCUAAUGUCUUUUACAGUUAGGAAGUACCCCGACAAUGCCUUCCAGCUUUCCAUUGAAGGAUCACUUGGAAAACAUAAGUGCGGCCGUAAAAAGCUCAUUCAGCAGGGCGGUGAAGAGUUAAGCGAACCAUCGAAGAGCCUAAAGAACAGGCUGCACAUACUCAAUGUGGCGGCAUCAGCGAGACGUCAGCUGUACACGAAAAUGGUAUAUGCAUACGGCCCGGAUCCUGGACAUUUCCCCUGCCGAUUCCUUGUUUUAUCUUAA